This is a messenger RNA of Prorocentrum cordatum, 150 nucleotides long. The record is from the annotation of a GenBank genome assembly. NCBI's taxonomy places the organism in Eukaryota, Dinophyceae, Prorocentrales, Prorocentraceae.
AUGGCCUAUGCGAGACGGUCCCUGUCCGCGCGGAUGAAGGACUUCCUCAGGGGCUGGGUAGUUGCUGGAUUGCCCCCGAACCUGAAGAAGCGCGCGCUCGUGCUGGCGAUGAUCGACGACAGAGCCGAGCUCAACUCUGAGUUUUCAGAA